Messenger RNA from Xyrichtys novacula (pearly razorfish), 30446 nucleotides. The record is from the annotation of a GenBank genome assembly. NCBI's taxonomy places the organism in Eukaryota, Metazoa, Chordata, Actinopteri, Labriformes, Labridae.
ACGAAGAAGAAAGGUCUUGUACGAUAGAGGGUGGAGAAAAAAAAGCAGAGGGACUACUCCUGUUUACAACAACAUAAUGGAGCCAAAAUGGUCAAACAACGUUUGCAAGCGUGCUUUAUUGACUGGAUUUAUGUUAUUUAUUCUAUUAGGUGAGUGUCGACGCCCUUUAUGUUUGGAAUUUCUAUUUGAAAAUGUUUGAUUUUGAGCUCAUUAUUUAAGGUGGGAUAUCAGGUUAGCCUGUUAGCAGUGUUGUAUCGUAUCUCUUGUACGGGAGACACCUCACUACACCCCUUAACCUCUGUUCACAAUCCUGCUAAUUAACGUGUCUUUGUUCUCCAUCAUCGCUGGAGACACUGACUACCACUGCCGAAAUCAUUUCCAUCAAGGACACAGUCAGCAGUCUGCUUGUCUGGACAACUAGCUGCCAUUACUUAUAUUUUAAGAGGAAAUAGUUAUAUUUUCCAAAAUCAAAAUAAGAACUGGUACAGAGCAUAGACUGUAGGAAGUGGCAAGAGUGAUGUUCUGUCGAGUUAUGCUCUUUUAUCGAAUGAUGCUGCCAUUUUUGUUCACGUUUUCUUCAACAAAUAGAAAUAAUGCUGCUGUUAUAAAAAAGAAAAAAAAAAUGUAUUACUACUACAAUCCCACUUUUAAAUAUUUCAGGUGGAGCUAAUUACAAUAGACUUUUACCAGUGGAAAUCCAGGAUUCUGGAUUCGCGCCUGCGCAGUUUAGCUUGAAAUUACAUUUCGUUUGGAAACAUAAUUCGACGGAACACCCGCCCUUGUUGGUACCGUUCUGUGGAGGGGGGUUGUGGUACCAACCGUAGAAGUAAAAGCAAGUCUCUGUCGUCCGCGCACCUUUAAGUAAUGCUUAAAUAAGAGUUGUUGGGUGUGUUUUUGCGCGCCGAUUGGAAGAUAAUCCAAAACUAAAACAGAAAAUGUGAUUAAAUGUGUGGUUUCAUGUUUUAAACAUUGACGCCGGACAAAACCACCUUAAAAUGUUACUGUUUUAAAUAACGGUGUCGUGACGAGUGAGUGACUGCUCUCUACGUGUCAUUUACGGAAAACUAACCAUAAAAGUGGCCAGCUAGAGGAGGUUAGAGUGCUCGCAGUGAUUUACAGCACAAGUUAUCUUUAUAAUCUGUAUUCACGACAACACAGUAGUAGCUCUAAAACAGUGCCAACUCACCAGUUAUUUAGAAAGACGACUUUACCUUGACUAGCCUAGCAUACGGAGAUAACAUCAUAGUUCCUUGUUGGCUCAGAACCAGAUAGGACGUUACCUAUCACGUUUUAUGAUAUACAUCGCAAAAACCACACGGUCUGUUACUUCCUGAAUUCUUUACUUUACUUACUGGGACAGUAUUGGCUUUUAACUACGUGUUACUGCUGCAACAACCACGCUAACUGCUGGCUAUGUACACAACAAACUUAAUAAAGUUCCUCUUAUCUUAUCUUAACAUUUACCUCCCAGCUCUUAUAGCAACCAUAAUCCACACUUUAGCUCUAACCUCUUAGUUUUCAGUGUUUGUUUGCAUGGUCAGAAGUUGGUUAUUGUUCUUAAAAUUAAUUGUUGAAGUUGCACUGAAGGGGAUUAUAUUAUUGAGAUGUUUGUUAAUGAAGUGGACAAAAUACAAGGAUCACACUUUAAUUUAAAACACUCCAGUAAACUAUCAGCACCCACCACGCCCUCAAUAGUAGAUAUCAAGUGAAGUAAUCAAUUUAUGAGCAGAUAUAUGAGGUUUAAUUAGCUUGCCCAGGUGUUCAUGGUAGUAUGGCUGGCUGUUUUACCUUCAAGAAUCCCUGAAAAACUUUUAAACAAGGUGUGCAUUUGUGUGAUAUGUUGAAUUUUCACAUUUCAAGUAAAGCAAGAGACACUCUCCUGUAACAUAUUAUCUUUGUUCUUCCAGAUCCUGCCCUUUUAAAAAUCUGGACAGUGCCUUUUCUCAACUUUAGAAAAGCAAAUAUAUUUCUCUCUGUUUUAAAUCUCACAGUAAUAACUUCUGACUGGAGGAAAUGCAUGACAGACGCUUCCUUCCUUUUCAUAUUGUGAAAUUAUCUCCAGCUGAUUAUCUGACUGGCUGCUGUCGUGGGUCUUUUGUUGUUUUAAUGCAAAGUAUUCCCAGGACUCUGAAUCACUGUAGCUGUUGCCUGAGGCAGUAUUUGGUCUAAUUGCUGUGUAAAGUGCAGCAGAGAGGGGCUUUAUCUGCUCCUGUUUUAUUUGCAUCAUGGCUUUUGAAUCCUUUUAUUGUGAGAGCAGAUGUGAAAGUCACAUGUCGGACUUUGCUGAAGUUGCGGUUGGAUUUUUCAAAGUUAAAAAAAUCUUAGUCAAAGUUGUCUAAAGGUGAGUCAUUGUGUCGUGACACAUUCCCUAUUCAAACCUGCACACAUUAUUCCUGAGUAAGCUGUGUACAUAGUGGUUGACAUUUACAGACCUAAUAAAGUAAUACAGAGGCAGUUCUCUUCAACCUAUCUAAUGUGACUAAGUCCAGUUAGCUUUGUUUGGACACUCACAUAAAUCUGUUAAACAUACUCUGCUGUCUGAGACCAACAAAACAAGUGUGCACACAAGACACCACACUUCAACUGGACAGUGCAGGGAUCAAUCCAGCAUGCAGUGAAGCUCGGCAGUGACAUGGGACAAACACCAGAGCUCCAAAUGUCUGUUGCAAAACUUACAGCAGUUACAUUGUGUUUGAAAUCAGGGCGCAUGCUCACAAACUUAGAAGGCGUUGCCCGAAAUGUAGCGUGGAGACGGCUGUCACGGAUAUUUAUCUUUCCUUAUAAAAUCCAGGGUUUGUUGUUUCAGUGGAGAGAAGCCCUUUCUCUUAUUGCUUGUGAAUUUCUUUGCAUGUUGAGUUUUUUUAGAUGUCCUGUUGAAUUGGUUGUAUUGAACUCUACUGCUUCUGCUGUGCAAAACGGUUAUGUUGCAAUUGGCUGUUGGAUUGUUUUCACUUUCACAAUUCUACACUUCUUACAUUAAAACCAGGAUUACCAAUACCAAUGUAACAGACUGUCCCGUGGUAUCCUAGCCUACAGUAAAGCAGUUAUCAUUGCUGUAGUAUGGCUGACUUCGCACAUGUGAUUGCCCAGGAAAGUUGAAUUCAUGACUGGUGAUAUCCUCCUUGAUAUUUUCUUUGUAAAGCUCCUGUAAGGAACUUUAAGUUUGUGUCACCCCCUGUGGACAAAACAGUCUUCACUUACUGUGUUCUCUGCACUGUUAAGGAGUGUCUGUUGACAAAAAACUCAUCCUGUUUACUUUUGGCAGGCAGCUAUAUCAUUUAUUGUGAAUAUUUAUUGUGGAACUAUAUAUUUUUUUUAAAUGACAUAAACAAAUUGUCAUUCUUGUUGCUGAUGGUCUUGUUUGCUUUUGGAUAACAUGAAAAGAUAUCAGUAUGAAUUUCUGUCCAUUUUAUAAACUUCGCAUAAACUGUAAAGUUAGGCAAUCCAGAAAACUUGGUGAAACCAAGAUACCCUAACCUGAGCCUGUUUGCAUUUUGUAACAGUUGAAGUAAAUGGUAAGUCCCCGGAUCAGCUCUGAUCUGUUAGUAUAGAUUGGAAUUAGGCCUGAGACAACCCUUGCAAAAUAUAAACUAGACUUAGAGCUUUUUCAGGAAUUUGAUGAAGUUAUUUACUUGAAUUGACCAUGUGACUGUGAAAAUGAACAUGAAAGCACAAUUUACCAAGUUCUAACUUUUUAAAAAGACAUAACACAAACCAAAUUCAAUCUAAAUAUAAUCACUUAACUUAACCCUAAAUCCCAUUACAGCUGUGUUUAGCUCAUGUAGAUCCACUAUGAUCUGAACCCCAUUGUUUAUAUAGCCCUUCAGUACCAUAUCAUAUACAGCAGUAUGUUAGGUUUAGCACACAGCUGACAGGAGAGGCUGAACAUUAACUCGAGUAAAAAAAAGGAAACAGUAUAAUUGUGUAGAACGGCAAUACAAUGAAAGUACAGACCUUCAGGACAAGUCUGAGUUUACACAUGGCAUAUUUUAAUCAUGGAUACCAAUAAGUAGAUGACUCAGAGACGCAGAGGUUUCCCUUGAAUGACCUUUUCUCAUUGACUCUUGCCAGACACCAUCACGUCCUAUCAGAGGAGCUCUGACUCAUCUCUUUCUAUACAGAUGAAUUCAAUAAUAAGCGUAAGAUGCCAGUUUUUUUUUUCUUUAUUACUGAUUUUAACUUCCUGUCUGGAUUCAAAUGUCAGAAAUGGAGUCAGCUUUAUUUGACCUUAUUUUGCACAGACAGGAAAUUUGACUCCAGUUUAAAUUGCUGUCGAUGUCACACACACACAUGCACGCACGCAUGCACACACACACACAGAUCUCAAAGAAUAAUUUAUAUAAAGUAGAAAUAGACACAGAAAAACCUCAACCAAGUUAAACAACAGAGGUCAAGAUAAACAGAGCUGAUUCAUACAAUUAAGUUCUUCUGUAAAUAUACAGUAUACGGGAAACAACAGUGACCAACAUAUAAAAUGUCUGUGUGCAUGUCAAGGAUUCACAGGGAUAAAUAUUAGAGGACACACUUCAGCAUUUACAUUUAAGGCAUGUGGAUGUAGACAGAAUACACACGUCUCUCUGUAUGUUGUGUUUAAUAGCACAUUCUGGACAUUAGGGCUUAUACAGUGCAUAUUACUUUUAGAUAAAGAGGUUGUUUGGUGGGUUAAAAGGUUCAACACAUUGAUUUAUCUCUUGAAAUGAUGACCUCCAAUCAUUUGUGUCCUUACAUGACAAAAAAUGUAACGGAAAUAUAGAAACAUAUCUUUUUGUACUUUUAUUCCCUAUUUGGUGUGGGAAAAAAUGAGAAUGAAAAUGUCACCUUGAGAUUCAGGAAACCUUUAGUCUGUGGUAUCAGCAUGUGGGCAGAGCUGUGAGGUCUAUGACUCCAGCGAAUAACAUGAAUGAGGCUGAUUUCAGUGAACUGACACAGACCUGCGUUGGUCACUCUCAUAAAUGCAAGAACACACUCCAGGAGGAUUACUUUGUAACAAGAGAGCCACAUGUCUGCUUUUUGUUUCCUGCUUUUUCUCAAGUGUGUUUUAAUUAUUUACCAAUUUAUUGCUCGGUUUGACUGCUGUGCUGUUUGGAGUGAGAGUCAGACUUUUAUGAACGGUUAAGGGUCAACACAGCAGUUUCAGUCCAGUCUGAAAAUGUUCGGACUGAUUUAGAUUAUUUGAUGUGGUUGUUUGUUGUGGGCACUCUAAGAAGUUUCUACUAGUUCUGUAACAGACCUUCAAAACUGUUUUAACACCUCUUUAUGAUCAGGAAUAAACACAUUUUCUUUAUUAUAUUGAAUGUCUGAAACUGCUGUUCCAGGGUAGGUGAUUGACCUCUUGAAUUUCCUUGAUCUAAUAAACAAAUGCAUUUAAAUUGCACAUUGAAAAAAUGAAACUAGACAGCAAACAGAAUAAGAGUGAAAACAGACAUAAUCAUAGAAGGUUUAUGUCUACUGAGGAGCUUCUUAUGAUGCAGCAUGUGGUUAGUAAACUCAAUCCAUGCUUUCCAGGAUUUGUCAAAUAAUUCACUCCUUGCUUUUGGGUGUUUAUUCUAAAAUUUCCAAGUCUCAUAUUUCAUACAAUUAACUGAAUUAUCACAUUGUUAUUAUUGUUCAUAUUCUGUCUAACAGAAAACCAGAGUAAACAUUGCCCAUUGUUUAUUUCAGUCUCUGUACCUUUCUGUUUCUGAGUUCCACAAACCAUCAGUCAGUGUUACGGCCACCGGAAACCCUUCAAACACACAACCCUGGUGCUCACAGUGGAUUUCCUGUAUAAUAUUUCAUUGUCUUGCAGCUACCUGAAACAACACAACCUGUCCAAAGCAGCCCACCGUGUUGUUUUAGCUGUGUCAGUGUAAAUGAGCGAGGCUGUAGUACCUACAGUCAAUGUAUUACCUGCUGUUUUUCUGUUUCUCUCAUCCCCCUGGACUUUCAAAGAAGCAUUUAAAAAGUUCAGCUCACUGGGAACACAACAAUCUGACUAAUGUUUAAUUUCUGAAUUAUUUUUUAAAAUUAAAUUUAUUAGUUGCUCGGCCAAAAGAAGCAAUCAAAAUUUUUUAUUUCGUUUUGCUAAAAGCUAUUCACUAUCCUCAGAUUUUGAUUUUUCCCAUGAUUGAAAUUCCGUCUGUUUGCUGCAGAAAGAAGUGACACAAAGUUAAAAAUAUUUCCAUCAAUGAAAAAGAAAUCAGCAUUACUGGUCAAAAAAAGUCAGGGCUUUUCAAUCACUUCAAUCUGAGACCAAGUUCCUGGAGUUUAAAAGGAAACUUGUCGUAUUUUAACUUUGUAACAGGAUUUCAGCUGUUGUUGUGGGUCUCCUGUUUUACUCUCUAUUUCAUGAUGCACCAAAUGUUUUCAAUUUGUGGAAAGUCCGGACUGCAGGCAGGCUGGUUCAGCAGCAGGACUCUUCUACUGCAGAGUCAUGCUGUUGUAAUACAUGCAGCAUGGGCUUUAGCAUUGAGCCGAAUUGCAGCAUUUGUUGCUUUAAACCUUAGUAUGGUGCAUGUGUGAGCUACACAUGCCAUGCGCACUUAUUCACCCCGAUAUCAUCACAGAUGCUGGGUUUUAAACUGUGUGCCGAUAAAAAGCCAGGUCGACCCUCUUUAGAGCUGAAAUUGUGGCAUCCAUGGUUUCCACAAAGAAUGUCAAAUGUUUCUCAGAUUACAUUUCAGUUUUUCUGCUCAGCCUCCAUCCAUCUUAAAUAGAUUAUAUAUAGUUUCCUCUUUGCAUGGUACAGCUUUUGAGUCUAUGCAGCGAUUUCCACUGCAGAGUCAUGGCCCAAAGAUCAGCCUUCCAGUCUUGGUUUUCUGCCUGGUUCCCCUUUUUGUCAGAUUCUUUGAUUUUUUUAACGAUUUCAUGAAUGUCCCUGAGAUUCUGAAAUUGCUGAACUAUUUGCUCACACAGUCUCUCACAGAGCGGCGAACUCCUACCUUUCUUUAAACCCUCAGAGUAGGGCUGGGCGACAAACCGAAACUUUACCGAUACUGAAAUUUACAACAAUAACUUGAUGUCAUUUUGCCCAUGUCAGUAUAUUCAGUGUCAAAAAAAUAAAAAAAUAAAAGUUGGUUUUGGAUGUGUGUAGGUAGGCUAUGGUCUCAUGUCCCUUUAAGAUGCUGUCCUAUAUCGGAGACGUGACUCCACCCCAUCCAGUCCGUAACAAAGAGGGAAAGACAGGUGAGGAGAUGGAGGACGGUUCAAAAGUUGUAGCAGGUGGAGCGACGGCUUAAGUAGACAAAGUUGAUGUGGGAGGGGGUGAGCAGCUUGUGGAGUAGUUAUCGUUGGUUUAUCGUUAUCGAGGUGAACUGCUCAAUAUAUCGUGAUAUUGAUUUGAGGCCGUAUCGCCCAGCCCUAGCUCAGAGACCCUGCCUCUCUUGAAUGCCCCUCUUAUUCCCAGUCACGUUACUAACCUGUAGCAAAUUAACGUAGUUAGUCGGAGGUGUUUUGUGUGGCGUUACUUGGCUUUUUCAGUGUUUUGUCGUCCAUCACACAAGUAUAACAACAAAACUUCUUUCCGUUUCUCUUUUAUUUACAGUCACUAAACCGACAUCGGGGAUCGACAUCCAAGCCGACCCUGAGGUGGUUCUGCAGAACGGCACGGCGGGAACCCUUCGAUGCACCUUCAAGUCGAGUGAAAAGGUCUCUAACUCCACCUCGGUGACAUGGAGCUUUCAGUCGAGUCAGCCUGAAAAUCAGUUCUCCAAAGCUCCAAAUGUGGUGAGUCCUGUCGGCCUUUUUUUUUUCAGGUCGUAUCCGCGCUGAGAAAGAUUUCUCACAGCUCCAGGAUGUUUUCCUGCGAUUGUUGUUAUCUGUCCUGUCACAUAAAGGCUUCAGCUGCUCCUCAUUGUGAUGGUUUCAGUAUACACAAGUAUCCCCGUGCCAGGCAUUUAUUUUUACUGGAUUCUGAAUACGGCACUUGUUCCUAUUAUUUGUGUUUUGUUUUCAGGCUCGCUCACUCACUCCAGCUCUGGUCUCUCGCCACUGCAUCACUCUCUGCUUGUGCUUUUGUUGUCUGUGUAUCUUGUGUCUCUAUCAAGCACGGUAGUCAUCGUUUAAUUUCAUGGUUUGUUUUGUUUUCUCUGUGUUUCUUGUACUUGUUCCACUUUAACAACACAAUCCUCUCUGCAAUCACUCCAGACAAGAGGAGAAGUCAGCGGAGUUUGUAUCUGGAAAAAUGAUUAAUUGAACAGAUGAAAACCACAAGUUAUUUUUUAAUGACCAAGAUUUACUGUCAAGAUUUACUCUUGGCGUUAGCGAAGAGAAUUAAUAGCAUGCGUGACUAUCUGAAAUACUUAAAGUUUGACAUAGUUUGUUCAAAUGAUGUGUUUUUUGAAUGUGCUGAAAUGCGAUCAGAGUAUGUGGAUGUGUUAAACGAAGAAAGCUAGUGUUGCAGGGAGGUACACGGAUCAUAUCCCAUCCACAGCACCAGCUCCUCUUUGUGUACAUAUCUCUGAGUCUGGGCGGGGGCCUACCUGUCUGCUCUGAUAUCCUGCAAACAUAAUGACACAGCCGUAGGGUUUUUAAAUUGCAGAGUAUUCAUACCAGAGCAGAAACACGCAGCCAACACUUGGAGUAAGUGCUCACUAAAGCCUCGUUUCUACUCCAUGGUACAGCUUCACUCCAACUAAACCACCCGGGACCUUUUUUUUUUUUUUUUUUACAACUGGUCCUUUGGCAGAGCUUCUAUAAAUGAACCUCACACCUUGUACUUUUUCUGGUCCUUCCGUCGUGGAGGUUUUCAGUGAGCUGAGCCAACCCUAAAAAGUGACUCGUAAACACUAGAGACCACAGAGGAAAUCAUCAGCCCCAUGUGAUCGGGGACACUCUGCACAUCCUGCUCAAUGUCCACGUUCUUUUUGUUGGGUUUAGCGGUCAGCUGCAGCCGCUUUGAAAUGCAUAAACUUUCUGAAAGACACACCACAUACAUUCAACGUUGUUGUGAUGCAUUGAGAACUCAGGCUUUUGCUUAAGAGCACAGUAGGAGCGGACCAAGAAUUUAUUGAUUUAUUUUUUAAGAACGUGUGUGCAACACAAGAACCAAUGAGAAUAUUCAAAACAACAAUAACAAUAAUCAAAGGAAAAAAAUAAAAAUUUACUACUAAUUAUAAUGUAAAUCCAACAUGUCCGAAAAGAAGUAGGAUGAAGCAUUAUGUUUAUUUAAACCUACCCCUUCCGCGCUACUCAAUUAACGGUCCGUCUCUCCAGCAUAUUUACAUUGUAUUUACGAAAAAUAGAAAAUAUAUAAAGUAAAUAGGACAGAUGGCAAGAUGAAGCUGCUUUCUCUGUAACCUUUGACCAAGGUGGUACAGUAGUUGAGGUUUCCAUAGUCAUUUACUUAAGCUCUGAUCCCUGAAUGACCUGGUUGGUUGCGAUGCCCCGCUUGUAUCUGUUCUUGUUAAUGUUUGAGGCACAUGUACAGACUGCUAAACUAACAGGACCACCGAGUGUUUAUUUCUAGUGUUUAUAACUGCGGUGCAUGUUGGGGUGUCCCGAUACAACUUUUUUACUUCCGAUACAAUACCGAUAUUGUAGCCAUCAGUAUUGGCCGAUACCGAUCCGAUAUCGGCACAAACUUGUGCAUGACAAGUUUUGCGCUCAGCUGCAACAUCUUUUUCGGACUUUAAAUAAAGAGAUUUACAUUUACAUUUACGUGGGCUCUACAUGCUGGAUCGGGGCGCUGCUAGCCAGAGGUGCUGGAGUGGAGUCUGGAAUAGACCGCUUAUAUUGGGGUGCUGAUAUCGGAGAUUUUAGAUCCAGAUAUCCGAUAUCAGUAUCGUACCGGGACAGCCCUCGGUGCAUGUACAUUGUGGAAAUGUAGAAACCACUCACAGAAGAUAUUGAGUUUUUGCUUAAUUAGUCAAAGCAUCAUGGGACUCGCUUUACAUAUAAAACAAUUUUUAACAUCCACAGAAGUUAUUCUUUACACACAGGUAAGUUUGGUGUUCAUUUCUGCAGUUUAUUUAGUAACUUGCUCUACUUCUGCGUGCAGACUUCAGAGGGCUGGACAGAGAUUUGAAAGGAGGAUAUAGACCCAAAGAUCUAAAUUAAAAGUGAAUUUAGGACAGACAGUUGCACACAUGCAGAGCUCACCCAUCACACCAAGCUGAGCGAGUGUAGCAUGGCAGUAAACAAGCAGCUCCAAGAAAUGAAACACAGGAUCGGUGUUGUACGACACCCUCGCUCGUAUGGAGGUGAUUCGGCUUUGAGAAGAAUGAUGUCACUCACACACACGCUAAUCUGCAGACUGGUGUGAAAGCGGCUGCAGCCAAAAGAAAAGCUUGACAAAUAGUGUGUUUCAUGUACGAGAUAUGAAGAGUAUAAAAAGCUUCUCUUUCUACUUCCUUGCAGUGUAACAAUAGAAUAUGAAAUCCUGGUGCUUUUCUCCCAUAUAAAUAUGUCACUCUGCUUGGGGGUCUUUAGAAAACACAUUUUCCACGUUGAAUAAUCACCUGAUGUGAACAAUGACUCUCCCCAGAUAAACAAAUAGUAAGUGCGCCUGAAACUAUGGAAAUUCCCUUCCUGUUACUGUAACACAAAAGUGAUAAUAUCCCAGAAAAAGAAAGUUUAUUCUCAGACUGCGGGAAGAAAUUUAUUGCUGUUCACUUUCAUUUACCCAGCUGACAGCGCUAAAAGUAACACAGCCGUGAUUUUACAGAAUCUCUGGCGUCUGUUCCCCGUAUGUGAGCCAGAGCCAGAUUAGUGUUGAGGAGACUUCAAGCAAAUGUUAUUUUUAACCACGGUACCCUCGGGGAGAGCGGGUGCGUGAAGGAAGAAAUCCUGAACCAGAAAGAGGAUAAAGCACGCCGAUUUCACGGCGGUGUCCUCGCUGAAUUUUCUUGAUUGUGUGCUUUUUUGUUGUUGUGUCACAAUGACGGAUGUUGAAGGUUUUUGUCAAUGUGCAUCCAAUUGUGGGAAUGAGACAGCAAAUGUGUCAGAGGAAGGAGGAAAAACAAAGCGCAUGGAUGAGUUUCAACUGGCCCUGAUGAUUCACUCUUGUUCAUGAAUUUUGCGGUUGCUUUUCUAAUUACAUGAGAUGUUUUCGCGUGUGAAAUGUGUAAAAAAAAUCUGGUGUAAAAAAAAAAAAACAACUCUCUGAUUGAGUCUCGGGGUUCUGGGUCUUUGUCCUACUUACUCAUCCUGCUGUGGCCUUUAACAACGUCUGCUAUCAAACGCAGAUAGUUUUAUCCUGAAUCCGAAUUCCUCUCCAUGUCCUAAAGUGGAAUUUAUUGUGCGUCAUUAUUCUGCAUUUUCUGUUGCAGUUGUUGACCUGUUUGUCCUUAUCCAUCUGUUUUUUGUAUCUUCCUCUUUCCCGCUGUCACACUCCCUCCAAUUCCUGCAAAUAGCAGAUCACUUCUGAGGGUUUUGACCCCAGUUCACAAGCCAGGACUGAAAGAGGACAGCUCAUUUUAAAGAAAUGUACCUCCUUAUCCGUUUCUGCAGAAGUGCGGAAGAAAUAGAAACUAAAACCUGAGUGCAAUCAGACAAAAAUAGCUCAUUUAGGCUUUGUCCUCUUUCUCUCAACUUAAUAUCGAAGUUGAUUUACCGCGGUUGCUUCCUCUCCUUUGCUUGGUGCAGCUUAGAGUUGAAUACAUGAUUACAAACCUGUUUUAGCACUAAAUGAUCUCAAAAGCUCCCAAACUUACUGAUAAGUAGCAUUGUAUUAUUUUAAAGAGGUGCUGAGGAGACUGUAGGAAUAAAAUGUUAUCGAUUGACUGAGUCUGUUUACCCUCUUUGAGUUACUGUCACACUUAUAUUUAUGUCAUGGGAUCCCUUAUAGUUGAGUUGCAUCCAAGCGGCACUCUAAUACCUGAAGUCUGUUACAAACUAAUGUUGAAAAUGACAGUCAAAUCGAAUACAAGACGAACAGUAUUUUAAAACGUAAUAUUAUUGAGUUAAAACUUUGUAUUUGUGUGUAUGUUACUAUCUACUCUAUUCCCAACAAAUGUGAUAAGUCGUGCGACUACGUUGUUCUCAGAUUCUUCCAUUAUUUACACAGAAGAUUGGUCAGAAGCCUCAUGUGUCACUUUAUAUCUAAGGGAACGGGCGCUUAGAGACUUUGUCCUGCAUGUCUUUCAAGGGGCAGCCCUUAAAAAUAAUAUAUUAGCUUUUGUGCCCUUAAAUCCAAGCCCCCUAAAUGAUCCUGUAAUGUCUUUCACAAGAUUUUGAUAUGAAACCCAGAAAUGAAAGUUGGUAAAAACAGGAGCUUUACUGUAAAAAUCAAAGUCUCCCAGGGGCUCCGGAGAGGCUGUAAGCUAAGCUGCUGCUAGCUCGUCUCGAGGUUUUUAGCUCGUUUUUAGGUCAGGGUUCCUUCAGUGUUCAUCCUUAACAAGGUUUUACCCGCAGCGGGAUUAUCCGCAGAGUUUUCUAUCUCCUAAAAAAUAAACAGACCUGGUGAUUAAAAUCAGAGAAAGCCAUGACUGAGGCAGUUUGAUGUUGAUAAUCAGCUUCUCUCUGUAGUCUGUGGAGGAGCUUCAGGGGCUGAAACCGAGCAGAGGUUCACUUUAGCACAGCCUGUUUCCGACAUCUUUAACAGGGUAGAGUGAUAAAGUUAAAAACAAUGAUGACAGGAUGUGAAACGCUUUAGAUGGAAUAACUCAAUCUUUGAUUAAAAAAAACACAAAAAGGAUCACAAAGCAGUCAAGUUUUUGUACUUCACAGUCAAAUCUGACAAGAAUGAAUGUUCCCUCAUUCGCAUUGUGUCUUUAAAGCAGCUUUGAAUAAUGAAACUCAUCACGCUGAAAGUUGAAGUCCUCCACAUGUGUUGUCUCUCUCUACUGCUAAAGCAAAAACACUGUAUGAACACACUGUGGGUAAAAGCUGUAUAUCAUGUUAAGGGAUUUUUACUACACAAUAACUGAAAACAGACAUGUUCUUAUCUAGACAUCCAGAUUAAUCACACAUAAUUUUUUAAUCACAUGAAUCAUUUAAAAAAAAAAUUUACUUCCUUUAUUUUUUGACAAUCAAGACGGGAGAGAUCAGAAGAAAAAUAAGCAUGUUGUGUGAAUUUACAGCCUUUAUGUUCUUUGUUUUGUUUGAACUUUGUAAAUUAAAAUAAUAUUUCAAUAUGUUAAAUCACAAAUGAGUUAAGCCCUACGAGGGCUCCAUGUGCAAAAAGGCAGGUAUGAUCUCACCUGAGUACUACCCAACCAUAUGAUAGAUGUGUUUUUAGUUCAGGACACUCUGGGGAAUCAGAUUAUCUAUGAUACAAGAAUGUGGGAUCAAGUCCUUAAUCAUUGUAAGACAAUAAACACAGAAGAAAAAUAAAAGCAACAAUUAAAUUAGUCAAGUUUAACUUUGCUUUUUCUGUAAGAAAGUAGUGUGAACUGUUUCACACUCUCUGACCACCCAGAGGUGAGAUGUGACUUUCUAGAAAGUUAGGAAGUGUAUUAAUUUCAAUUUUUAUGUUAUUAUCAUUAUUGACAUCAUCUUUUUAUAUUUGCUAUCCUAUUUUUGCAUUCAAUCCCUUUUUUAUUGCGUUUUGUUUUCCUACAGAUUUGAUGUCUUUUGCUAUUAUUUCGGUUCUCAUGGUCUAAUUUUAUGUUGCAUGGUUCUUGUAUUGUCUGGGUUUCUUAUGAGAUGUGAAAGUGGUCCUCAUUUUCUAAGGCCUUUGUGUUUUUAUUUUUGUGCUGAAGCUCUUGUGCACUUUGUAAACAUCUGUUUUUAAAAGUGCUUUAUAAAUAAAUGUAUUAUUAUUAAUAGCUAAGAGACCAUAACUAUAAAAGAAAAACUGACAGAUCCUGAUCGAUUUUCUCCUCUCUUUCGCAGAUUUUCUAUUUCUCCAACGGGAAAGGAUUCUUAGGAGUUGCUGAGUUCAAACGCAGGGUGCAGUUUGUUGGAGACAUAAACAAGAAGGACGUCUCCAUACAGCUGAGUCCUGCUCAGUUCAGCGACAACGGCACCUUCUUCUGCGACGUGAAGAACCCACCUGACGUGGUGGGAAUAACGGCUCGGACAGAGCUCAGGGUCGUUUUGAAAGGUAAUUAUCCUCUCAGGAUGCUUAAUUGGCUCUCUUAAUUCUAGAGGAUUUCAGUGGAAGUGAAAAACAGUCGGUUAAAACAGCAGGCAGAGAUUCUUGGCUUACAUAAGAGCCUCUUUUACAUUCACCCUCAGCCUUGGCCAGACUCUUGUGAGCUGUGUUCACCCACUCACUGGCUCUCUGCAUGCUCACAUGCUGAUUGGAUGGUGUGUGAAAACACUGCUGUCUGAACUUGCAGUAUACAUCAACCAUGUCUCCAGGCAAGAUGCUUUAACCCAGUCACGGAGGCGUUUGACUCCCAAGAUUUAGACUUUGGAUGUCUGUGAUGACAUGUAAUUGGCCUGACAGGUGCCAGUUUGAACACAACAGCGAGAGAGCACCAGUUAUAACCUAUCAAAGCCCGGAAUAAAUCAUUCUUUAGCUCAAUAUUAUGACUUGCCUAGCCCUAGGAAAGACAGCACAUCAGACUGCAAAACUAAAAGUUCACAGGUAUAUCAGAAAAUAGGUCAAUGGUUCAAUAAUUACUGUCUACUCCUUACUGUCUACUACUGGGUUAGGAGUUAAUGCCAUGCCUCAGAUAUUGCACAAUCAUGUAGCACAGGUGACUUUCCAUUCAUCAGGACAAUCGUUUACGUAGGUAAGUCUGGUGUUGCGGGCGCGCUUGUUCCCACGAGUGGCUGAAGAACCGGUUGCUGGUCUGCGAAAAAAAGCCACAGGCUCAGCACUUUGAGGUUGUUUCCUCUUGUCCUGUUCCUGCCUGUCUAAUGGAAAACUCACUGACUGUAAUAAAAACCUGAACUUAUCAUCAGAUUUAGAACGACUUCACUGAUUUUAUCGAGAAGUCACGGCAUUACGGUUGACGACUAUGAAGAAGUAUAAAUUGAACCAUAAAAUACUUAAAAACUAAGUAAGGAAAAAAAUAAAAGGCUGUAGUUAGAAUAAAGAAUCAUGAUAAUAAUAAUUAAAAUAAGUUACUAAAACUUUAUAUUUUUCCUAAAAUGUCAUUAAAAAAAGAGAAACUUUGAUAUAUUCUGCAUUCAUGAUACACAAAGCAAAAUAUUUGGACUCUUUUCUUUGAAUCUUGAUAAUAACAGCAAGUUGACACAAAUUCAUUGAUUAAAAGUGACGUAUUAGCAGCUAAAAGGGCAGAGUUGCAAGAUGUAUUUGUUAUAAUUCACCUUAAACUGAAGUAUUAGAUUGAAGGUCAUGAUAGGCAAGGUCGACAGGGCUACUGCAAGAAUUAUACAUUGACUUUUGUGUCCACUCUCAGCUUUCUCUAGAGUUGACACCUACUUUAACACUAGUAAGGCGAGUGUUACUUGUGUUGAUGCUAUUAUCCCAACCACUCAUGGUGGGAGUUAUUGUGCAGUGAUCAGCAACUAAAGCCCCUUUCAGACAUGCACUCCAGAAAAUUUCAGGAACUGAAACUACCCGACAGUACUUUUCAUACAUACGCCCUCAUUGCGUGAUGUCUUCCCUAAUGGUCAGGGUGUGUGAAGGUUAUUCUAGAGGCCGAUUAUAAUGUCAAAUAGAUGCUGCAGUAUUCUGAAUGUUAUGUUUUAUAAUCUUCUCCAAAAUAAAAACCACUGAUCCUUAAAUUUACCUCUCCUAGAAGUUUUUUUUACUUGAAAUCUUAACGAGCGGGCAAAGUUAAUGGUUACUGGAGUUAUUUCCCAUUAAAAAUGUGAAGGUAAGAAUAGAAAUAUCCUGUACGAGCCAAGUAUGUGUACACAGAGUGUUGUUACUCAGAGCUGAAAUAACAACAAAGCUGAGCAAACAAAGGUCAGGAUUAGAAAGAAAUGUGUGCACAAGCGUGCGAAACAAAAUACAAGAAAAAACUGUACAACAAAAAUAAAUGUCCUCAUACAUCUCAAGUGUCUAACCAGAGUUAUGAAGAAUGAAAUCCUUCAUGAAUAGUUAACAUCAGUUAAGGUCUGCAAAAUCUGAUUCACACACAAUAUGAAAAUAACACCUGUUGUUAACACAACAAACUUCCUGUAAGUCACGCCCAACAGGAAACAGAGAAAUCAGAGUUCACUUUUAGUCCACAUUAUCAUCUGUUGAUCUGAUCAAACACACAACGAUAACACCUCCAGUUUCUCAGUCAGAUGCUAAAAAUAAUAUGUAUAUGAUGCUCAUGGUGGUUAGAGGGUGAGACCGCUAGUACUAACAGAAAAUGUUCAAACUGGCAAUGCGACUUUAGUUUUAAAGGUUUUAUUCCAAAUUUGUCUGAGUCCAUGUGUCGUCAUGGAGGAGAUUUGGAGAGCUACAUUUGUCAACAAGUGCAGUGAAACGUGUUUAUCAGUUUAUCUGGAUAAUGCAUUGCACAAUUACUUUAAGGCUCUUAUUCAUCUACUUAGCUUUCAGGUUUGAUAAAACUCUUAAAUUUCAGCUCUGGGUUUCACACAUUCUGGUGUUAACGCAAGACGUGAUUUUGGUUUAAGUGCAUCAUGGUUAGCCUACUAGUGAUCCACUGAUAUCGUAUUCCAACAUUGAUAAUCUGGGAUCAGGUCAGUAUGAAUGUGGAUUAUAGAUAAAGACCAAUCCAACAAACCAUUGGAAGUUAACAUGCUGCCACCAGUGCUGUGGUGUCUAUGAGGAGGAUUGUAGUGACAAGUCCUAUACUGAAGCCCCUAAUGGCUGCUAAUUGGCCUAUUGUCUGGACGUGUACUCAGUGAAGAUCACAAAGUCUGGUCCUUUUAUAGUUAUGAUACGUUUUAUUCUUUUACCGCAGUUUUGUGUUGUUAAUUUCUUCUAUUAAGCAGAGGUUAACAAUUAAAACACAAAUGUUCCUUUGUAUGCUGUAGCAACAUCCUUGACACCAUAAUCACUGAACUUAAAACACCUGUGGUGAGUCUCAGCUGCCACCAAAAUCACUCUUGGCUGCCCUCUAGUGACUCGGAGGAGCAUUACCCUUCAAACUCGAGUUAUGGCUCUUUCAGGAGGUAUGAGGAGUUCUUUUUAGACUGAAAUUCAUAGUGAUGCUAAAUAAAUGAUACAUUUGACCGUGAAAAGCCAAAGUAUUUGGACUAAGUAGCAACUUCAGACUGUAAGGAACAUAAUAAACGAAGACUGGUUUAUCCACAAAUUGGCACAAUCAAAAGUUCCUCACAGGAGCUUUAAUGAGUUACCUGCUGAUUACAUUUGUGUCUUCAAAAUAAUGUCCCUCUUUGAGCGACAAUGCUAAUCAAGAAGGUGCAUGUAACUACUACAAAAAAUAACUAAAUGAAGAAAGAAAAUAUGUGCUAAAUAGAUAUAACGUUUAAGAAGCAAAUUUGCUGAUGUAACUCGUCUGUGAUUGCCUAAAGCAGCUGUUGGUGGAUUAUUGUAACUGUCAUGGUCGAACAAAACAGUAAAUCAUCAUUUUUUUCCAAUCCUCCUUGUGUAAUCACUGUAUUAUUGUAUUUAAUGUCAAAUAUGGAAAUUCCAGCCCACCCAUAAUGCUGUCACAAUCUGCAGACACCGAGUUGCCACUUGAGUAAUGGCUGCUAAUGCAAUGUGGUGCCACACACAAACCGCUCCCUGAAUUCAUGUAUCGUGGAAGGAGAGCAGGAAUGAAAAGAGAGGAAAAGAUGGAGAGGCGUGAGGGUUUUAAGAGGUUUUGAGGAUGCGAUAAGCUGCUGCCUUUUUGUUUGUUUCGUUCGCCUGUGACUCCUCGGUUGCUCUUUUGCAUACUUGACUAUCACUCGGGAUAUGAGAGAGCUCACUUCACAAAGAUGCUUUCUCCCAGCAUGAAAGUCAUUAAUUUCUGUUGACGGUGUUGACAUACCCCUUAUUUGUGUCCCUUUUAUUGAGAACUCAACACUAGACAGGGUUAAAAUGUGGUUUAAAAACAGUUUAUGCUCUCUGAUUUGGUAUCACAGUUGAAAAAAAAAGCUUCUUCCCUCCUUCAGCUGCUAUCAUCCACGUGGUUCAGUCAUCUCAGGAACACACAGCAGGUCAUUCUGGCUCUGUUCUUUUUAGCCAAAGUCACGCUUCCUUCUCCUUUAAUAUGUAUUCAGCUUCCAGAAUCAUGAAUCCUAUGAUCACAGUUAAACCAGGUUAAAUCCAUCAAAUAUUAAAGCCGUAAACGGUCUCUGUGACCUAUAAAUGCCGCUCCAGCAGGUGCUUUCUUGUUUUUUUUUUGUCUCAUGAAGCCUGCAUGUGCAUGUGACGGCUUGUUAUCCUUUGGCCCGGCAGAGUUUGCUCCACCCUCACAGUGGGAAUUUGUUCCAUAUCAAACAUUUGUAUCUAGGAAGAAAAAACACACUACCAGAAGAAAAGAGGUUAUUAUCUUUGUUUGUUCUAGCUCCAGAACACACACACACACACACUGGAUUUAUUACUGCUGCACUGACAGGGAUCGUUGAAAACUUUAUAGCCAUGUUAGUUACACAACUUCAUGUAAGCAGCAUGUUGAGACUGGCCGAAGAAACCCAGUGAAAGUGCUGAUGAAGGAGCUUUUGCAUUGAAACGGUAAAAGUAGUGAAAACAUUUUUCAGUCCUUAUCACUUCUAUUAUUGACAUUGUUUAAAGUUUAUUGCCUUUUUUUAAUCAAAAUGGAGUUUUAGGACCUUCAGACCAUAGACAUUAUAUACGUAGAUGCCUCAUUAUGUCCUGGAGCGUAAUCAAGCGUCACCGCCAUAUUAGAUGAGUCUCCCCAAUCCAGACUCGCUCAACAGCCAAACAGGGUCAGUGGAGAACGAGCAACUUUGCCCAUUUUUUUGCACUCUUUGGUUGAAAAACCGGACGCAGUAUUGAAACCAGAUCCCGUAGGAUUACAUUUCACAAAUAGGAUUGAAAAGUAAUUUGUGUUAUUUUUAAUGUGUGACAUUGUCCUGUAUUAUGGCUACAUCUCUGCCGUUGUAACAAACCAAACAGUGUGAAAAUUGGACAGAGAUUUGGAGUUAUUAUCAAUAUGGUUGAGCAUUCCUACCUACCUUAAUGCACUGGAGGGGCAUGGGGGGCCCAUCUAAGAUGGCGGCUGCGCUGAUACGAGAGCUCCAAUAGGCAGCAUCAGGCUUUGAGGCGUCUACGUAUAUUAUGUCUAUGCUUCAGACUGGGUCUAAAAUAAAGACAAUGAGUCAGACUUGAAGCUGAGAGCUUUUGCUGGAAAACAGGUGAACAUCUAUGUGGUGUCUGUCACAAGCAAACAAGCCCAAAGUGGUUUGAAAAGAAACAUGUUGAUAUUUUUACUGAUACUCUCAUUCAGAUAUAAUUGAUUAUUGUGGCAAUAAUAGGUUUUCUAUCCUGGCUUUAACGUUACUUGUGUGAAAUCUUUUCAUUCAAUCUUGUUCUAAUAUUCACAUCUGUACUGAUCUCUACUCUUCUGAUCAUCUUCAAAACACAGGGACGCGGUGAAUUAGAAAUUGCUUUUGGCCUUGAGGCUUUUGUGCUAAUAUUUUCAUUUAUAUUGCAGCUCAGACAUCAGUGCAUAUUAGGAUGGCAAAAAAAAACACACACACACAAAAAAACUGUGGUCUCUUAAUGCAGAUGAAAAUUCAAACCAAUGACGGCGUGCUGUUUCUGUUUUUCUCUCGCAGAAAAUCUCCCUCCGAGUAACACGGCCGUUAUAGUCGGAGCAGUUUGUGGUGCUUUAUUCCUGCUGGUCCUUGUCGCUGUAGCCGCCUGCAUCGUCAUGAGGGUGCUUCACAGCCGCCAUGAGUAUGAAGGGUGAGUGUGCGGUUUUACAUGUUCAGAGUGAUUUCAAAUAUACCGUUACAGGACUUCCAGCCGGGCAGUUGAACAGCCUGGACACUGGAGAUGAGAAAAUCUUACCAAAACAUGAGAAUUAGCAUCCUUGCACAGAAUUUACACUCAGAUUUAAGAAGAGCCACUUGAUCAAGCUUGCUAAUACUUGAAACUUCCAACAGCAUGGUCUUAUUUCAGAGCAGCAUGAGCUGACAGAGCUUGAGGAAGACAAACUAUGACCUGAAAUUUACAACAACUGAAAGGUAGAACAUGCUUUUACUUCCGCAGAAGAUGUCGAGUCAUUAGGCAGUGAAGAAAAUAGCUCACAACAAGAGAGUCCAAGUCUAGAUGUCAGGAUGGAGAGUCUCAAGUUUAAAUAGACCCAGACCUUCAGAUCCAGCACACACUCUGAGCUCUCUCCCGAAAGCCCGAAACAGGUCAGUCUCCACGGUUUAUUGUCGUAAACUUCAGUUCACGGCGAGGGAGACUAUAUUGAAUAAGCUUUUGGUGAAGGAAAUAAUACAACUUAGUGGAAAUAGGAUUUACUUGGACUGUGACUGUUUGGGGAGGAUGCUGCAACAACACAAGGAAAAGCAUUUAAAGAGAGAGGGCAGACCAACACGAAUAAUGGACCAGUUUUGACAGAGAGACUUACAGCCUGAGGAGAGAGAGACUUCAUUCAUUACUCAGCAACACACUCCCAACUACUCCAGAACUGACAGAUACUUACUUCAAGAUACAACAGUUAGCUGAAAGCUGAAAAUACAGAUUUAUCUGCAGGUAAAUGGUACUCACAAGCAUCCUCAGAAAAACGAGAAUGGAACAAAACAAGACAACUGCAACAGCCUGAAGGAAAAGAAAAACUGACUUACAAACAAAACAAUAAAUGAAAGUCCCAAGGAAGAAAACUCAGGAGUUGUUCGUGAAUAAAACAAAAGCAUCCUAAAAUAAAACAGCUGUCCUCGCUCCACUCACUCUACAAUGUUGAUGUGAUGUUGGACUUCUGUAUGUAUCUGACUUUGCCAUGUUGAAAUCUAGACUUUGUGGUAAAGAAAAGAAGGAAGUGUUUUUUACAGUCCAGGGGGUUAUACAAACACACAAACACACACACUUACUCACAACAAAACAAAAGGUCACCUCCGGACUAAAGCCUCUUGGAGGUUUUUCCAGGUAAGUGUCUGAGGUUAAUCUUUAGCACCAUGUGUUUGAUCUAUUUUCCCUGAAUGUUUUUGUUUUUAUUUCUAGUCACAUUUUGACUCCUUCCAGAUAUUCAAUCAUCAGACUGUAACACCUCGCUAACCCUUUCAUUCUGCAUGGGAGCUGGGUUCAGUGUCUCUCUGUGUGUGUUUACCUGUGUGGACAAAAACCUGCAUUGUGGGCUGUUUUGGUGAUCUCAUUUUGUUACUAAUGAUUUUCGUUUGUCAUGAAAGACAUUAUCUAAAACUAGACUUAACUUGCUUUUGUGGGGUACUUUGACCGUCAUCAGCCUUGCAUGCUACAGUCAUAAUGUCGUCGCUCUUAACUUCGAUGAAAUAACCACAUACAAAGCAAUCAAAAUGUUGAAAUAAACAUCAUUUCUACUUUGGAGAAAGGAUGAGGGAUGGUUUGAGCCUGUGAGCUUGAGUUUGAGGGAUCUUUGGGUUGUCUGUUUCCUCUGGUGCCAGUCACUUUCCUCCAUCACUUUGUGUCAACAUGACUCACUCGACAAUGUUGCUUCCUGUCUAACACUAUUGAUCAGUCUGUUGUCUGCAUGUCUUCCAGUCACUCUUCAUCAUGUCUUGUCACUAACCCUGAAACUAACAGCUACUUUUCUCACCCGUGCUCUUUUACUUAAUCGUUUAUGACACGUUACACCAGUAUGGAUGAUUCGAGGCAUGAUGUUGACGCCGGAGAGUCACCUUUAAUAUGUCAUAACCAAACAGCAUAAUGAAGCUAAGGUUUACUUUUUAACUGUAUUUACUGUCUAGACUAGAGGUGUACUGAUGAGCUGCUAAAUUUGUAUUUUUGAACAACAGUCUGGUGUGAGUAGUCUUUCAAAGUACACAGAAACAUCACAGCUGCAGAUUACAAUCAUUGUAAAAUUAUUAAAUUGUAAUCUCUGUAACCUGUUCACUAUAAUACAACAAAAAGCUUUAUGAUACCAAACUAUACCAUGUGAUUCACUACAAUACGUCACAAUGCUAUUCUAAUAUUUCACAAUAUGUUACACUAUCAAUACAGUACAAUACUACUCUAAAUGAUACUACAUGAUUUGAUAUUGAUUGAUAUGUUUAUUUGGAUCAUGUAAAUGAAACUUAAAACCAGUUGAAAAUACAAAUAAGUGACAAUCAGGAAAAAAAAAAAAAACAAGACAGUAGCUGAUUAAUCAAUACUCUCAUUUUUAAGCCCCUCAGUUUACAUGAGCGAGAAGAAGUAGGAAGAAGUAUAAACUUGUCUAAUCGUACCCCCUUAAAUUUGAUUUAUCUCUUUAACACUGUCUUAAAUUAUCCAAAAAGAAACGCAGUCAUACCAAUUUUAUCAUACCAAUCUCCAAUAAACAAAAAACACCUUGUGGUGAUUAUUCAUCCAUGUACCUCUGGAAAAUCAUUUCUCUAUCCCCCCUUUUAAACAGAAUUAUGCUCAAAAUUUGUUUUAGCUCUUUACUCAGUCUGCUCCACAGUUUAACUCCAACAACAGUGAUACAGAAACUUAAAUAUUAUUCAAUAUAACACAGUAGGAAAAUGUACAACUCUCAAACUUAUGGUUUGGUAAGAUCAAAAAAGAAUAUGAUACUAUGAGAUUUGGGAUGAUGGUACAAUAUGAUAUGAUGCAAGAGAUGAUAUAAUUCAAUACAAUAUGAUACAGUGUGAAACAAUGUGAUAUAAGGAAACUAUCUCAUGCAAUACAAUAAUUCCAUAUGAUAUGAAAGGAAAGGAUAAGAUACGAAACAAACGAUACCAUACUGUACAAUACAAACCAGUACAAUGCUAUCAUACCAUACGAUCUCUGACCAUUAACAUACUCUAUAAUACUAUACUUUUAGAUGUGUGCAUUUCAGAUGCAUUGUCUUACAUCGACCUGAAUAACAACAUUAGCAGAAAUCUGGGUCACAGAUUCCGACAUUAGCAGAGGAAGUACUUGAAAGCUGCACCAGCACCAGUCUGUUCUCACUCUUAAUUCCCUUCAGUGCACCUCUAGUCUCCUCCCUGCUUCAGUAUCUCUGCAAACCACUGGGAGCCUUCAUGUCUUUUGUUUGCAUCCAGUGUUUCAUGUGCUCAUCUCUCAUUGUUUUUUUUUUAUUUUUGUCUCGUGUCCAUUAUUUGUUGUUCGUCUCCAUUUGACUGUGCACCAAUGGUUGCUCGACACCAUGGCAAAUCGUUACCUCUAAAAUAGAUGUACGUCCUUGGAAAGCGUGAGCUCUCAGGCUCCGCAGCCGCGAAAGAAGGUGGAGGCCAAUCUGGAGGGCUCCAGGUGUACCAGUCCCUCGGGUCCACUACAGGUAGGAGCUGGGGGACGGAGAAAACUAUCGGCUGCCACCUUUUCACCUGGAAAAUGUUUCAGUAUUUUCUUCUUACAAUGAAAACAGACCCUGGAAACCAAGAAAAUCUUUCACCCCUAUGCUGAUUGAUUGGCUUUGGUAUUCCUUGUGCGCAUGUGAAAGGGCAGGGAACUCUCAGAGCAAAUACAACUUACUGCGUAUUAAUAAUUUACUCAGACUCAAGUGUUCCUGACUGAAAUGACACUCAAACAGCCACAAGAAUUUGGUGUACAGAUAUCUACAGAGACAAAUAUUGCUUAAUAUUGUUUAAUAAUAACUACAUAUGCAUGGUAAUGUAAAUGCUGUGGUGUUAGAAGCUUCAGUUACUUAUUACAAUACAUGUUGAUCAAUUUUAAAUACAUUGAUAAAUACUUAGUUUUCUUGAAUUUUUCCAUCAAUCCAUCACCAUUAAAGAAAUGUGACAUACAGUAUAGAAUAAAAUAGAGAUUGAACGAACCUUAAAAAACAAUUUAAAAGAAAUCAGAGAGACUAUGCUGCGUUCAAGUUACCUGGGAAGUCAGAAGUCCGAGCUGGAAGUGACAUCACACCUGAGUUACCAGCAUUUCAGUUACCAAGUCGGAAAAAAGCAAAAUUGGAGGCGGAAACAAGAUGGCUACAUCUACGAAAGUUGUUUUAGCGCUUGUCUUAUUUUCAGACAAGACAAGUGCUGAAAUAACUUCCGUAGAUGUAGCCAUCUUGUUUUAGGCGUCUGAUUUUGCUUUUUUCUGACUUGGUAACUGAAAUGCUGGUAACUCAGGUGUGACGUCAUUUUCUGCUCCAACAUCUGACUUUCGAGGUAACUUGAAUGCAGCAUGAGAUGACUAUGGAAAAAAAAUGUUUGUAGGUAUUGUUGUUUUGGUAACAAGUAAACACAAAAUAAUAUUGUGUAAAGACGAGAAUCUCUUCAGUUUUAAAACAUCAAAAAUAACACUUAAUAGGCAUGUGGUUUUUGCUUCUUUGCAGAGGAGCCUAAGUGAUUUCACUUUUCCAAGAUAUUUUGCUUAAAAAACAAAAUGGGUUUUCUGCAGAUGAGUUAAUUUUUGAGAUCACUUCACUCCCAUUAUCAGCUCUUUGCACGAGUUAGUGUUUUUGAAGUUACAGUUUGAAACUAAUCAACCAAAGAAAAGUUAACGUCUCAGUUAAACUAAAUAUUUCUUAAUUCAAACUAAUCUUCCAUGAAAAAGCUUUACUCUUAAUUAUUGCUCCUGACAAACUCUUAAUCAACAGACUGUAAAUACCCAGUAUGUUUUUAAUGCUUGCGGUGACAAGAAAGAGAAAUACUAAGCUCUAUGUGCAUAUAUUGUUGUCUUUUGUCAACUUUUUAAUAUUUCUUUUCCCUUUUAUUCCAGGGCCCGGUGAUAUACGCCCAGUUGGAUCACUCAGGCAGCAAAAACUCGUUCCAUAAGAUGGAGCCUGUGGUCUACGCUGAUAUCCGUAAAAACUGAAGAGGGAACGGGGACCAAAAGAAAAAUAAAUAAAACACAGUAAAGUAUCAGACCUCUCUAUUAGCUGCUCUUGGGACGGGUGGGAAUAUAUCAACAGGGACAGAAAUUGGUGCAGUUUCCACUUUUAUUUUAACUCUUUUGUCCUCUGAAAGCAUGAUACUGUUACAUGAAAAAAGUAAUGUCUUCAUGUGCUCUAUUGUAAAAAGAAAAAAGCAAGAAACACUUCACAGUCUCAAUAACAUACCAUCACAUCAGCCUUGAAAGUUUUCUCCAAAACAGGGUUCAUGAGAAAGAAAAAAAUGCCUUCAAAGAUAUCAUUCCACAUGUAAAAAUACUUAGUUUAAUCAUGUUUUGUGUUUGUGCCUACAAAAAUUCAGCAGGCUGUUGCACUGCCCCAAGAUGAGCGAACUCUUUAAUGCUUAUUUUUAACUUAAUGUGACUCUAAACUUGCCUUAAAAAGUUGCUCCAUCACAACAUAAAACUACAGUUAUCAGAACUUAUUUAACACUAAUAUCUCAGUAGUCAGCACUACGACAUAGUGAUGGGGAAAUGGAUGAGUAUGAGAAGUGGAUGCAGUCAUUGAGUCUUAAACUUAAAGUCAUAACAGAAGUGCCUUAAACCUGCGUUUUUACAAUCAGGCAGCAGGGGGCGACUCCACGGUUUACAGAAAAAAAUCAGAUUUAUACACAAUAAUAAUUUUUUGGAUGAGUUCAUUGAUGAAUUUUGAGUCUUUAGGAUUUGUCCAUAGACUGUAUACAGAACGCUAACUGACUCCUCGCUAGGUGAAGCCACUGCAAGAACAGCAUCCUCUGUUGACGGGCUGCAGUAUAGGUCAUAAAUCCCGCCAUUUCCAGCAAUCCCUAUGGAGCUGUGGACAAACUUUAGAAAUUAAUUACACAGCAAUGUUGGUUUCAGGAAAUGGAGAAAAUCCCGGAAAUACCGAGAGCAAUUUGGCUUCAAAUAUGCAUAAUGACAGAAGGUGGAGCCAAGUUGUCCAUAGUUUAUACAGUCUAUGGGUUUGUCUGAUAAGUUACUACCGCUAUGACCUUAUACCUACUUACAAUUACUAAAGCCACGUUGUUUGGUCAGUUGUUAAUUCUUUCUUUUUUUUAAUCUGAGUUUUACAUUUGUUUUCUGGAAUCUACACCCCAACUGAUAACAGCAACAAAAUUACAAAAUAUAUACUGGCCAUGCUGGGACAAACUUCAGGGCCUGUUUCCACUGACAGAGGUUUUUGCAUCAGCAGCUCUCACGACGUCAGUUUCAGAGCUUAGUCACCAAAGUAGUCCUACAACACUUCUUCUGCCCAUCAAGUCAGUUUUAAAUUUGUCUUCCUAUUUGCCUCCACUGAAGAAAUAAUACAACCCUGAAACAAUGAAAGGGAAUCAUGCUAGCUGUUAGCAGCAGCUCAGACCUGAAAAUGAAAUAAUAAAUAAUAAUAAUGCAUCAGAUUUCAUAUAGCGCUUUAUUAGAGACCCUCAAAGCGCUUUACACUGAAAACAUCAUUCAUUCACUCACAUAGUCACACCUUGGUGGUGGUAAACUACCUUAGUAGUCACAGCUGCUCUGGGGCAGACUGACAGAAAGGGAAAUCAAUAUUUCUAAUAUUUUUGUUGACAAAUAAAAUAUCAGAAGAAAUAUCGCCUCCUGUUGGAUUUUGACUGACUGUUAGUGCUGAAAUGCUGAACUGCACCGCUUUUGUGUAUAAACUUGCAUCAAAAACCGUGUUGGUGGACAUAGGCCCUUGUGUUUGCUCAGCCCUUAUUCCCAGCAAAACAAGCUUGAACUGUAAUCCCCCCAUCAAAAGAUGAUGUCGCAGUGGCUGCGUCUGCUUCUUAUACAACGAUUAUGGACUCCAGGAGAGAUAUUCAAACUGACAGUUUAUCUUAACAUACAAACAAGCUAACCUCUAACUCUAUUAGUCUGCCUAUAAUAUCUUCAUAAUUAGCCCUCAAUCUCUGGGAUAAUUUGGUGAAGCAGUAAGUUAUAAGCUUAAAAUGUUAAAUCGAGUACUUUGAACCGAAAGUGUCUGCAGCAUUUAUCUUCCGAGUGCAAAUCUCAGUUAAUUUAAUCCUAACUGUCCUUUGUGACUCACUGUGCAGCUUUAAUAAGCUUCAGUGACAUUCCAGCUAAACUAUACUUGAAUUUACACGCUGGGGUGCAACAGCCUGCUGAAACCAUAGCUCAUAUCUCUAUCAGGGCACUUCAUAGUGAUUUUGUUUUGUAGGGGCGUGUAACAUAGUUAGAUUUUACAUUGCCUUCAGUAACUUUGCAUGCAGCUGUAAUGACAUCUAAAAACUAAAGUUGGUACUCUUCAACUAGUCUGGCAUUGUAUUACUGUGAAUGCUUCAGUUUUCUGUAGACUUCUGGCAUGUUGUUGUGGUACCUUGAUUUCAAAGAACAGCCUCCCAUUUUGAUUUUCACCUCAGUGUAACUUACUUUUAACUGACUUCGGUUGCUCUGAAAAUGUUUGUUUUCAUUUAAAAAGAAGUGCAAAAAAAAGAAAACGAAAACACAAGAGCAAUGCAACCUUGGUUCUUGUGUUCUGCAUCACAGUGCAAGAAGUUUUUCUGCUUGUUUGAUUUGAAAGAUUAAAAAAAAGUUUGCUGCGGGUCGCUGUAACCCGGCAGUCGUCUUAGUUAGGGGUGAUGUUGAAAUAUGCAUGAUUCAACGAAAUGUGCACCUGAGGUGAAACGUUCUACAAAAACUGGGAGCUCUCAUUUGUUGGACGGAACAAAUGCUAAAUACACUGUUUGCAUGCAGUUUACUAACAUAACAAUCAUUACUACAAACAUAUCCAUCCUUUCCUUCAUCUAUGUAUCAUGUAAGUUUAUUUUUUUCAAAACUAACGGGCCAAAUGUAUCCGAUGAUUUCUUUUAAGCUUUAAAAUGCAUUCCAAAUUUGUUGUUCCUGUCUCUUUAAAGCAUUUAAAAAAGCCAAAUUUAUGUUACGGUUUUGUUCGUCAAAGGCUCAGUAACCGAUGAGAAUGAUAUUUGUGUUGAAACGUGUCUUAAAUCUUCCGCUUCAGCUUUGUGAUCCUGAAUGCAGUAAAUCUCCAUGUUGACCAGUAUUUGUACAUGUUUCCUGCUCAUGUAAGAUAUAGUGCUGUUUACUGUAACUCAUUCCAGUGUGAUGUGGACGUGGAACGCUUUCCACAGAGGGAAAGUGGAUUGCUGUAGAGGUCUUAAGAGUGGAUGGCGUCCUUUUCGUCUUCUCUUUUCAGUCUUAAGUUUUUCUUGUCAAAUGCUCGACACUGAGCGUACGGUACCUGCAGGACGUGUUGAGUCUGAUGAUUCAAAAUGGGCCGAAUUUUUUUUUUUUUUAUCAAAUCAUGAGUACAAAAUAACAGAUAGUUGUUUCCACAGCAUUUAUAAAUCACAUAUUUUUGGUUUUAAAUAGUGAGCCACUUCCGUGUAAUAAUGAAAAACUGAAGUAUUUAAGUAGGUCAUCGUGUAGUUAUAGAACUUUAUCCUAAUUUUUCAAGAAAAGCCCCAAAAAUAGUACAAAAAUAUUACUGAUUUGCAGAUAUUUUUGUUGAAUUUUAGUCCAUUAUCGCCAUCUGUGGCCAACAGGUGCAAUUGCAAUGCAUCAACUCAGACUCCUUUUAAAAAAAUAUCCCGCAAAUUUACAGACACAUAAAAUGUCUUGAAGUCAAAGUUCUGCAAAAAACAUGAAACAAAUACUUCAACAAAAUCAACUGUAAGCCAAAGAUACAAAAACCCCAGCUAUGAAAUACGUUAAUGUCUCCUAUAUCUAGACAAGUGUGUUUUUUCACCUCAAUGUAUUAAAUUCAUACUUCCUUGGUCUUCCUGUUGGACAUCAGGGAGGGCUGGUUGUCCUGCUGCUCCAGGUAGGAAAUUUGUAGUUGAAACAUGUCAAGGUAAAAAUAAGAAAAAACACACUGAUUGACUUUGUUUACAUUCGUUUAUCAUGUCCGCACAAUAAUGAAAGCCUGCACCCACAGAGGCACCAAAGCUUUUUACACACCAGCAAACACAACCAGAGGUUAGAUUGGCUAGAACUUUAAUAUUUAUUUAUUGCUGUCAAUAAAGUCCACAAUUAAUCAUGCAUUUAAAGAAAGAAGAAGACUUUUUUAAGUUUUAACAGAAUUUAAAUAACUGUGUUAAGCAUUUUCCUAUUUAAAGCUUCCCUGACAAGUUUUUUGACAUUUUUAGGAUAGACUGAAAUUCAUAUUUAUUCUUUUUUUAAUGACAUCAGAAUGCAAAUAAGGGUAUCAGGGACACGAAUGGCAAUCUGUUUGUCACCAUUUUUCAGGUGUCAGACUCACAGCUGAAGGGACAACACUGUUUUUACAAUUUCAACAUAAUUUUUUUUUUUUUUUUUCAAACGACACGGCUAUACCGCAUAAGGGGCAAGAUAAGCAAUGACUGCUUUAUCCACAGGGGGUGCCAACGUUGACUCAGACAGAAAAUUCCUUACAGGGAUUUUAAGUUUUGAUAAUAGCUAAUAGCUCAUGUUGAUGUGAGCAUUAAGGUUAGUUUGUUUAAAGCUCCUUUGAGAAGCUUUCUAUUUGUGUCAACUUUGGCGCCCCCUGUGGACAAAAUAGUGUAGUCCUUUAAAUGCACAACUGCAUUUAACAGCUAUUAUUCAUUGCCUGUCUAGAUCACAGAAAAGCAUCAAUGGAUUUUAUGUAUGUCAAAAACUACCCAUAGGACCUUUAAUAUUUAAAUUUAAUGUUGAAUUAUUCUGAUACCUUUAAGGAUAAAAACAAGGUAUGUCGAGGUCAAAGGUAAACACCGCAGCCUCUAAUCAGACGACGCUCUAUGUCACUCCAGCAGCUCCAGCUAUUUUCAUUUAACCUGCCUUUUAGUAUCAUGGUUUCACGAGCUUGUUAGCUUUGUAUGUAAGCAAUAAUAUCAAAAUACAGCUGAAGCAAGCAAGCAGUCAUUUGUUUAGGAGGGAAAAAUACAGGAAAAAGUCAGAAAUUAUGAAGUUUUGCACCAAAUAUCCAAGCAGAUAAAACAAAAGCAGCAAAUCUGUUAUAAAUACUGAUAAGAAACUGAAGAGAACGCACAAUUCUGACUAACAUGAACCCAAAUCGAUUUAUUUUCCAGUUAUUUAAGCUCUUAAACUUUUUAACUCUCGUCACUCCUUUUUUUGUUUUCAGUUCGGUUCAUUUUGAUUGGUCAGAAGUAACAUCUGCAGGCGCUGUAGCCUUCUGUAUCUGUUUACUCCUGUGUGUCCUCCUGUUUUUGUUCUCCUUUUGUUCUCGCAUGUACUUCUACGUAUUCACCAAAUCAGAGAGAAAACAACCUGUAUGAUACUGCCAAACCUUUACUGCUGGUCGCUUUGCUCUAAUCGUGACUCGUCGCAGUGUUUAGUGCUGUUGUAGAAAUAGUGAUGUAAACUAUAAAUUAUGAAAGAUUUACAGUUCGACCGAGCUCUCAUGCAGCGUUUCAUGUCUGAAAAUGUCGAGUGAGUGUUCACUCCGCUCAUGGCGAGUCUUGAAGUGCGUGCUUAGUGUUUUUGAUGGUAAAUAGAUGUUUGUUUAUGAGAAUUGUUUGGUAUGUUAUGUUGUAAAAUCUGCACUAUGUCUUGCAUAUCAAAGACAGCAAAUUCCCUGUGAUUUUACUUUUUUUUUUUUCUUUUUUUUUUUUUUGAUUUUGGUUCAUCUCAGAAUGACCUCGGCCUCUGUUUAAUGUCUCUAAAACUGGAAUGUUGUACAUUUAGUGCCUUUUACAUUUCAUCAGCUAACUUGAACAUCUGCUCCAAAUAGAAAAGAUAAGAUUCAUUUAUUUUCCUUUUACUGUAUGUAUUUUUUUAUACACAUAAUAUCGCCUCUGUAUCCACUGUUCAAAUUUUAUAUAAAACUUGUUCCUGGCCAACUAAA